AUGCGUCUGGCUAUUCUAGCGCCUCCUUGGCUUCUCUUCAGUUGCUGUCUAGCCAAGCAGUCCUCUCAGAUCCUAGGCGGUCCAUUCUCACUGGGAUCCUCCGGAUCAGCCAUUCAGCACACUUUGGACAGCAUCAUACCCACCACCGACCCCAACUCAGGCCGCGUGAAGUGCUGUCCCAUCGGUACUGAUUUCGACGGCAAGAGUUGUAUCAUCACCGGGCCUUCAUGCCCUCCUGGGACGUACCGCAAGGGCAAGCACUGUCUUCACAACGCUCCUCCGGAAUGCGCCAACGGCUACGAGUACAGCGACGGCCAGUGCACCUCUCGGAAGCCGCCUGCCUGUGACCAUGGCACUGUUCUUGUUGGCAAACACUGUGUUCAUGAGCGUGCUCCCACCUGUGGCGAGGGGUUCCAGCUUCGUGGUGCCAUCUGCGAGUCCCUUAAGAAGCCUCAGUGCCUUGAGGGUGAUGUCGUUCACGGAGCCAGCUGCGUGACGCCCGAAGGCCCAUCUUGUCCUAACGGAUCCAAAGUCGAAGGCGCUUCGUGUAUCUCCAAGAAGGACCCUCAAUGUCCGCCGGGAGCCCGCUACGUGUCCUCGAGCCGGCAAUGUAUGUCAGAGAAGUCCCCUCAAUGCCCUGAUGGGGCGACUCUUGAGUUCGGCCAAUGCACCUCUUCCGAAGGGCCAAAGUGUCAAGGCGACUCGACAUUUGAUCCUGAACGUGGAUCCUGCACAGUGAGCAGCAAGCCUCAAUGCCCUGGCGAGACAACGCUCCAAGGACAAUCAUGUGUGGACGUGAGCGAAGCCAACGGCUGGAUGCUAGAAGCAGAUCAGUGCGUGAAGCGAGGAGUUCCGAAUUGCCCCAACAACACCUAUCCGGAUGGUGAUACCUGUGUAUCCACCUUGGAAGCGCCCGGCUGCCCCGAGGGAUACCUGUACCACGACUCAAAAUGUAUUCUCCGAUCAAGUCCCACAUGCACCGGGAAGACGAUCCUCGAGGGCGACAAAUGCGUCAGCUACGCCAAGCCAACGUGUGACGACCAGAAUGUGCGCGAGGAGUGCUCCACGAUGGCGCCUGCGUCAUCGGGAGCAAGCCUUCUUGUCCUGAAGGCACUGCUUUUGAUGGCGUCGGGUGUUUAUCCAUCAAGGACGCCCCGGUCUGCCCAUCUGGCUCAGUGCUCAACCAGGAAGGGCAAUGCGUCACUACCAUUCAAGCCACUUGUACACCACCAGCAGUCUACCGAGACGGCCGUUGUGUUCAUGGUCAGCCUGCAUGCCAAGCUGGACGGCAAGACUUUGGUCAAAGGGACCUGCGUCUCGAUCGAGAAAGAAACAUGCAAGCCCGGUUAUGUUCUCAAGGAUGGGCAGUGCGUGUCGGCGUUGCCGCCUAGCUGUGGAGAGAAUCAAGUUUUCAACGGCACUGGCUGCAUGGGAGUCACGCCUGACUGUCCUGAGAAUACCUAUUUCGAGAACGGCGAGUGCGUUUCGAGCAACGACCCCAAGUGCGAUGCAAACUUUGUCUUCAAUGGAAAGAGUUGCGUUGCUGUCAAGGAGCCUACCUGUUCCGAGGGUCACGUCUAUAACGCCGUCACCGGGGAAUGUUUCGCCAAGGCCGUACCUGAGUGCCAGGAGGACGAGGUUCUCGAGGACGGACGCUGCAAGUUGGUGACUGCGCCGUGCGUCGAGUACAAGUUCUGCUUGGCUGGCGCACAAGGGCUCAUCUCUGGGUCUGGUGGCCUACGCAAACCAGCUGGCGACUCCAAGGACAAAUCUCAGAAGCCUUUGACUGGGAAGCCUUCAUCCAGCGAAGACGUCAGUAAGGGAGCACCAGACGGUACGCAGGACAGCAUCCCUGUUGACGACCCAAUCAGCAAUAACGAAACAGCCAAACGCGAUACGCAGGCCGGCAAAGACAGCACUAAUCUGGCAGACAAAGAGCAGCCAGACAUCUCUAUAUCGCCAGGUGCAGAAACGAAUUCCGGGAACACGGGUACAGUUCCAGACUCGAAUGUCCAAGUACCCGAUCCUGCCACGAUACCCAAGGGCGGAUCUGGGGGACGUGAGAACCGCGCCGGAGCGGACGGGUCCACAGAGCCUCAGUAUCCCCCAAGUGGCGAGGGUGAGGCUAGCUAUGCUGGUCAUGGAUCUGGUUCAGGGGCAUCUGGCGCAGCUGAAGAUGGUGUUGGACGUGAAAAGGGUGGUAAAUGGGUCGAGUAUGAAGAAGAGAUCCCCGACCGUAGAAAACUCCGAAAGUGGAUUGCGGACGACGAUGCUGAUGCUCAUGGAGGCAUUCCAUCGGGCCAAGGUGGCACUGGCGGCCUGCCUUCUGGUGGUCUGCCUUCUGGUGGUCAAUGGAAGCUUGACGUCGACAUGGGGAGUCUUCCAGAUGGCCCGGGAGGAAACUUUCGAGCCGGCGGCGGUGAGCCAGAUAGCCAACAAGUCCCAGCCGGACAAACCAGCGAGGGCUCACAGCUAUGGGGGCCCGGGAAAAUGAAAGGAGCCUUUGCGGACUGGCAGAAAUCUGCAGAGGGCAUCCAGAAGCCAGCGGCAGAUGUUGCAGGUGAUUCUCAAAUGUGGAGUGGCGGAACCGGACAGAUUCCAUCUGGAGGAAGUUGGCAAUACAAAGGCGGUAGUGCUGGAGCUGGGUCAUACGGCACCUGGAAGCCAACAGGAGAUGCCUCUAGCGAGUCUUACUACUCGAGGCUGAAGAAAGGAGGUUAUGGUUCAUGGCAAGGUGGAGGUGGAGCAGAGACAGGUUCUGGAGGCACCCAAAGGCCGACUGGAGAUGCCUCUGGCGAGACUUACUAUUCGAGGUUGAAGAAGGGAAGUUACGGGUCUUACAAAGGUUGA
Molecule: messenger RNA, 2850 nt
Organism: Colletotrichum gloeosporioides
Lineage: Eukaryota; Fungi; Ascomycota; Sordariomycetes; Glomerellales; Glomerellaceae
Exons: 5
Coding region: 1-2850 (949 amino acids)
Source: RefSeq, a predicted model, not a curated record